AUGCGAGGUUCUUACCUCUUGCCGAAGCAGCUACGCGACAUCGGCCGCAACAAUGGUCGCCUUUACGAGGCAAUCACGUCCACACUCCUUUCUGUUUCUAGACUGAGCUUGUCCUCACCUAUUUUCACUCUGGUCAUUAUUGCUGUGCUUGCGAGCACUUCGUACGUGGGCUUGUUGCAAGAGAGUUUGUUUGAUACAGGUGUGCAGGUUGCUGCGGAUAACGAGAAGGUGGAUAUAGAUUCCUUGCUCAAAGGGAGCCGUACUCUAGAACUGUCCAAGAAUACCGCUUGGAAAUGGCGUACCCUGGAGGAUGCAGACACUGCAUUAGCACAAGCACGAGCACAACACUACGCCUUGACAACAUUUGUGUUCCCUGACUAUGCUGGUCAGUCUACUCCGAAAUACGUUCCUCAUCCCUCAAACAUCACUGCCAUCUCUGUACCCAGUACCUCGAACCUUUUGACCCAUAUUUCCCAAGACACGAGUCUGGCCUACUAUGUACCUGAAAAAGAGCUUGCCGACUUCUUGCAGAGUGCGAAAGAGAUUCAGUCAGGAAAUGACAAGACGAAACUGUGGAGGAUGCAGGCUGCCUGGCACUCGGCCACUGGUUCAAGCUCAUAUCGUAACUGGCUCCUGAACGGCUGGACCAUCUUCAUUGAUCUAUUGAAACAUGCUGAAACCCUCGACAUUGUCAUUAUGGCUCUAGGCUAUCUGGCUAUGCACUUGACCUUCAUCUCUAUGUUUGUGUCCAUGAAGCGACUUGGCUCGAAGGCUUGGUUAGCUGUGUCUAUCCUGCUCAACAGCGUUUUCGCCUUCCUGUUUGGUCUGGUCACAACCACUAAGAUGGGUGUUCCCAUAAAUCUGGUCCUGCUCUCUGAAGGCCUGCCGUUCCUUGUCGUCACGAUCGGCUUCGAGAAGGCUAUCAUGCUCACCCGUGCCGUGCUGUCAGCUUCUUAUGAUACAAAGAGGCAAGCUGGUGGAGCCAACGGCCACGUCCUUGCUUCUGCAAUGGCUGCACCAGGCGGUCCUGCUUCUGUGCUCGAAGCCACCCAAGCUGCUAUCAAGGAAGUCGGGUUCGAGAUCGUGAGAGAUUAUGUCAUCGAAAUCUUCAUCCUUGUUCUAGGUGCUGCUUCCGGUGUUCAGGGUGGUCUACGUCAAUUCUGCUUUCUGGCUGCCUGGAUAUUGUUUUUCGAUUGUGUCCUCCUCUUCACCUUCUAUACCACUAUCCUCUGCAUCAAGCUCGAAAUCAAUCGCAUCAAACGUCAUGUCGAGCUCCGAAAGGCUCUCGAAGAAGACGGUAUUCAACCUCGUGUUGCCGAGAAUGUGGCAUCGAACAACGAUUCUUCAGACAGCACCAUGGGCUUCAACAUUUUCGGCGAGAAGAUCAAAGCCAGUGUUGUGCCAAAGUUCAAGAUCUGGAUGGUUACCGGCUUCGUUCUUCUCAACAUUAUCAAUCUCGUUACCAUUCCUUUCCGCGCUUCUCACUCCAAAACACCCACAAGCUCCAUCUCAAAUGUCCUAGCACCCACACCAAUAGAUCCAUACAAAGUUGCAGAAAAUGGUCUGGAUGCGAUAUACGUGCUAGCAAAAAGCAAGAAGCUCGAGGCAUACGUCACUGUCCUUUCACCAAUUAGGUAUGCUCUGGAAAACACUAUACCAAUGGAUGAUGACCUGGGAUUUUUUGACGACUACAAUCAUAUUCUGCAUUCCAUGGGCGGUCACGUCAUCGAGAGCAUUUUCCAGAGCUUGGAAGAUCCUAUCCUGAGUAAGUGGGUAUUAAUCGCACUGACAUUGAGCUUGAUUCUCAAUGGGUACUUGUUCAACGCUGCAAGAUGGAGCUUGAAAGACACCCCUACACCAAUUACAACGCCUGCUGUGCCUAACCUGGCACCAUUGAACCCACCACCUGCUGUACGAAGUGAAAGACCGGAGACACCCAAAGCGAAUGGUCAUACAAGAACGAAAGAGGAUGUAGAACUGAUGCUCAAAGAAAAGCAAGCUGCCUACUUGAAUGACGAGGAGCUGAUUGAUUUGUCUUUGAAGGGAAAGAUCCCUGGUUAUGCUAUCGAAAAGACUUUAGAGAACCCUGGCGUAAUGACCCGGUUGGAUUCUUUCGUCAGAGCUGUCAAAGUUCGCAGAGCUAUGAUAUCUCGGACACCUGCUACAGCAUCCAUUACUUCGUCCUUGGAGCGAUCCAAAGCACCAUAUCGAGAUUAUAACUACGAACUUGUUCAUGGAGCAUGUUGUGAGAACGUCAUUGGAUAUCUGCCAUUGCCGCUAGGCGUAGCAGGACCAUUAGUCAUUGACGGACAGAGUUAUUUCAUCCCAAUGGCAACAACAGAGGGUGUGCUUGUGGCUAGCACAAGUAGAGGUUGCAAAGCAAUCAAUGCUGGUGGCGGUGCCAUUACUGUUCUGACGGCUGACGGUAUGACUCGUGGUCCCUGCGUGGGCUUCCCAACUCUUGUUAGAGCUGGAGAAGCUAAAGUAUGGCUCGACUCUGAUGAUGGACAAAGCAAGAUGAGGGAAGCCUUCAAUUCCACAAGUCGAUUCGCUCGUCUCUCGUCCUUGAAGACUGCAAUAGCUGGCACUUAUCUAUACAUUCGCUUCAAGACAACAACAGGAGACGCUAUGGGUAUGAACAUGAUUUCGAAGGGUGUCGAAAAAGCCCUGAAUGUCAUGUCCACGGAGUGUGGUUUCGACGAUAUGGCAAUUAUAUCGGUGUCUGGAAAUUAUUGUACAGACAAGAAACCCGCCGCCGUAAACUGGAUUGACGGACGAGGUAAAGGUGUUGUGGCGGAAGCGAUCAUACCUGGCGAUGUGGUCAGAAACGUUCUCAAGAGUGAUGUGAACGCGCUAGUUGAGCUCAAUACCUCAAAAAAUUUGAUUGGCAGUGCUAUGGCUGGAGCUAUAGGUGGCUUCAAUGCUCACGCAUCAAACAUCGUUACUGCUGUAUUUCUCGCUACGGGUCAAGACCCUGCGCAGAACGUGGAGAGCAGUAAUUGUAUCACCAUCAUGAAGAAUAAUAAUGGCAACCUACAAAUCAGUGUAUCAAUGCCCUCGAUCGAAGUCGGCACUAUCGGUGGCGGCACUAUUCUCGAAGCACAAUCGUCAAUGCUCGAAAUGCUCGGUGUGAAAGGCGCACACCCCACAACGCCAGGCGAGAAUGCUCGAAGACUAGCACGUAUAGUCGCUGCCGCCGUACUAGCAGGCGAGUUGAGUUUAUGCAGUGCCCUUGCAGCAGGGCACCUCGUCCGGGCUCACAUGGCUCACAACAGGAGCCAAGCACCGACACGAUCGACAACGCCAGUCUCGGCAGCUGUCGAGCCAUACAAAAGAGCCCAGGGUGGUGCUUUGAACGUACCAGUGAGUUUAAAAAUGACGAAUGGGACUAGUUAA
Lithohypha guttulata is the source of this 3396-nucleotide messenger RNA. It is a transcript of the gene HMG1, whose product is annotated as 3-hydroxy-3-methylglutaryl-coenzyme A (HMG-CoA) reductase isozyme. Gene Ontology annotation, molecular function: protein binding; hydroxymethylglutaryl-CoA reductase (NADPH) activity. The record is from RefSeq and is a predicted model, not a curated record. NCBI's taxonomy places the organism in Eukaryota, Fungi, Ascomycota, Eurotiomycetes, Chaetothyriales, Trichomeriaceae. Gene Ontology annotation, biological process: isoprenoid biosynthetic process; ergosterol biosynthetic process; coenzyme A metabolic process. The transcript is spliced from 2 exons. The coding region runs from base 1 to 3396 and encodes 1131 amino acids. Gene Ontology annotation, cellular component: endoplasmic reticulum membrane; peroxisomal membrane.